AUGAAUCAAUCUAGCAUGUUCGAUUAAUUAGAUACUCAAACAUCCUAGAGAUAGAUCGAUCCCAUUAAGCAGUCCUUUAUUUCGAGAAACGCUAAGUCAUUUGAUAAGCAUCACAAGUAAAAUAAUAGAACCUUUGUUGAAUAGUCAAACUAAAUAAACAAAAUUACUGCUCAUCAGAUAGUUCACAAGACUAAUGACUUUCAUACAGGAAAUUUGAUCACAAAUGCUAUUCAGGUUUAGAAGACUGACUCUAGGAAUGCCUAUGACAUUAUGAGAGUUUAUAACAGUGAGAUUUAAACUUAGCCUUUCGAAGUGAAGAGGAAGCAACAAACUUUAACUUCACCCAUAAGCAUUCAAAAUAGGCCAAAUACUGCUUAAAAAUUAUCAAAUAUCAAUAACUAACAAAUAAGACCAGUUAUUGACAAUAGUUAUCAGUAAUAAGUAGUUCCUUUCAACCAAUUCAAUACUCUUAGUCAGGAUUCAAAGCAAAACUCUAAAAUUUAGCUAGGGAAUUUCAUAAUUAAGCCUGAGAAUCAGAUUAGUGUUUAUAAGCAGCAACAGAGUUAAAAGGAAUAAAACCAAGGCUAUUAAAUUAUGAGUGUAAAUUAGAUGUUAGGAAAGCAGCUUUAAUUUGCAUCCUUUGUAACUUAAUAACUCUAGGCAACAGAGGAUAGGUUCGGGCCUAGAUUCGAAGACAACAGCUCUUCAGGCAAUAACAUGAAAUCAAAUGCAAAUAAGAAAGCCACAGAGAGUUUCUGGGUCAGAUAUAUAACUAAAGUCUAAAUCUUAAAAGAGGUAAGAUGGGAUCUUUUUGAAGAAGGUCUUUGUGAAUACAUUAAGACAUUCCUCGUUAUGAAUGCCUAGAUAAUCAAAAGAAUUAAUUGGCCAAACUUUCUGUAAAAAUUAAAGUCUCUAAUUUGUGAUGAUCAAUCAACUGGGGAGUUUGAAAAUGCUGACAUUGUGCAUAGACCAUUGGAAGAAGUAGUUGAAUCUUAUACUGGCCCAGUAGUCAGCUUUGUGAAAAUAAUUCAAUUUAGUUAGGAGAUUUCAUUAGAUGGCAAAAUCAUGCAAUUGAUUGAAGAAACUUAGAAUAAGGAUGAUCCUGUUACAGAUUUCAGAUAUUAAUCUGAGAUAAGUUCACCCAAAUCCAGUGUGAUGAAACAAAAACAAUUCAAAGACUCUUAUAACGUUGAGUAAGAAUUAAAAUAAGGAACUAUUCGCUAUUAGUGUGGUAGUUCAUACAGGGGAGACCUGUUUAAAAGUAGAAAGCAUGGCUAAGGAUUACUUAUGCUCAGUAAUGGUGAUUAAUAUGAAGGAUAAUUUAAAUCAGGUUAAAGAAACGGAUAUGGAGUCUAUAUAUGGGGUCCUGAUAACAGAUGUGCCUACAAGGGUGACUGGGUUGAAGAUAUAAGAGAAGGAUAUGGAGAAAUUUAAUGGGAUGAUGGGUCAAGAUUUUAAGGAUAGUGGAUUAAGGGUAGAUUUCAAUCAGGAAUUUAUGUCUGGCCUGAUGGCUCUGAAUAUUCCGGAGAAUUUAAUAUUAUAACUUCAGAUUUGGAGGGUCAAGGUAUACUGACAUUAGAAAAUGAAGUGGUUAGUGGAUUUUGGAAAAACUCUAAACUCAAUGGCUAUGGAAUGAGAAAAUCGGCUAAUGGUGAAGUUUAUAAAGGCACAUGGGUGAAUGGAAAAUUGGAGAACGAAGGAGAAUAUGAAAAUUAGAGCGGAAAAUUUGUUGGAAAAUUUAUCAAGAACAAGGAAAAUGGCUUUGGUACUAAAAUAUUUGCAGAUGGUUCUACAUAUAGUGGGGAUUGGAAAGAUGGACUAUAAAAUGGAAAGGGAGAGUUAAAAUCAGCUAAUGGAGAUAGUUAUUUUGGAGACUUUGUUAAUGGAUUCAAGAAUGGAAGGGGGACUUUAAAGUAUAAAAAUGGAAACGUAUAUGAAGGUGAUUGGAAAAAUGACAUGUAAGAUGGCAUUGGUAAAUUUACACUACCCAACAAUAAUAAAGCGAGUCCUUUUAAGAAUGAGUAUAUUGGCGGCUUCAAGAACAAUCUUUUUGAUGGAAAGGGUAAAAUUACAAAUGAAUUAGGGGUGAUUUACGAAGGAGAUUGGAUUCAGUAAAAGAAGCAAGGCUUUGGAAAACUAAUAGUACCUCGAGAUGGUUAAAAUCUUUUCUCUAAGAAUCUCAUGUAGUAAGUAUAUGUCGGAGAAUUCUUUAAUGACAAGAUUCAUGGCUAUGGUAAGAUGAUAUUUGAAGACGGUUCAACAUAUGAGGGCGAGUGGAUAAAUGGAAUGAAAUAAGGCAAAGGAAUCGAGAAAAGUAAUCAAGCAUCUACUAAUGCCAAAAUUUACAAGGGACUAUUUGAGAAUAAUAAAAGAGUAGGUCCUGAUUGGAUCACUCUAAAUGAACAGCAUAAAAAUAAUAGCAAUAACUUUACAACCGUGCAUAAGGUUAUUAAUAAUUAUUGA
Messenger RNA from Stylonychia lemnae, 2463 nucleotides. Lineage: Eukaryota; Ciliophora; Spirotrichea; Sporadotrichida; Oxytrichidae. The record is from the annotation of a GenBank genome assembly.